Aspergillus welwitschiae is the source of this 1155-nucleotide messenger RNA. RefSeq names its product glycoside hydrolase family 28 protein. Gene Ontology annotation, biological process: pectin catabolic process. NCBI's taxonomy places the organism in Eukaryota, Fungi, Ascomycota, Eurotiomycetes, Eurotiales, Aspergillaceae. The coding region runs from base 1 to 1155 and encodes 384 amino acids. Gene Ontology annotation, cellular component: extracellular region. Gene Ontology annotation, molecular function: polygalacturonase activity. The record is from RefSeq and is a predicted model, not a curated record. The transcript has 4 exons.
AUGGUCCGUCAGUUUAUCCUGAUCAGCAGUCUGCUGGCAGCUGUUGCUGUGCGCGCGGCGCCUGCUAAUCCUGCUCAUCCCAUGAUUACGGAAGCGCCUGACGUCAACUUGGUUGAAAAGAGAGCGACUACCUGCACCUUCUCGGGCUCCGAAGGUGCAUCCAAGGCCAGCAAGUCGAAAACCUCUUGCUCCACAAUUUACCUGUCUGACGUGGCCGUCCCAUCUGGCACAACCCUUGAUCUCUCUGACCUUAAUGAUGGAACCCACGUGAUCUUCCAGGGAGAAACCACUUUUGGCUAUGAGGAAUGGGAAGGGCCUCUUGUGCGUGUUUCUGGGACUGAUAUCACUGUCGAGGGGGAGAGCGGCGCGGUGCUCAAUGGCGAUGGCAGCCGCUGGUGGGAUGGAGAGGGUGGCAAUGGUGGUAAAACAAAGCCCAAGUUCUUCUAUGCCCAUGACUUGACCUCUUCCACCAUCAAGAGCAUCUACAUCGAGAACUCUCCUGUGCAGGUGUUCAGUAUCGAUGGCUCCACUGAUCUUACCAUGACUGAUAUCACGGUGGAUAACACGGAUGGUGACACGGACGACCUCGCCGCCAAUACGGAUGGCUUCGACAUCGGGGAAAGCACCUAUAUCACGAUCACAGGUGCCGAAAUCUACAACCAAGAUGACUGCGUUGCCAUCAAUUCUGGAGAGAACAUUUAUUUCAGUGCCAGUGUGUGUUCUGGUGGUCACGGCCUGUCUAUUGGCUCUGUUGGUGGUCGGGAUGAUAACACUGUCAAGAACGUGACAUUUUAUGAUGUCAAUGUUCUCAAGUCCCAGCAAGCAAUCCGUAUCAAGACCAUCUACGGCGACACUGGCUCCGUCAGCGAAGUCACUUACCAUGAGAUUGCCUUUUCGGACGCUACUGAUUACGGCAUUGUCAUUGAACAGAACUAUGAUGACACCUCCAAGACCCCUACUACCGGGGUACCGAUCACGGAUUUUGUGCUCGAGAACAUCAUCGGAACGUGUGAAGAUGAUGAUUGUACCGAAGUAUACAUUGCCUGCGGUGAUGGCAGCUGUUCGGACUGGACUUGGACCGGCGUGAGCGUGACCGGCGGCAGUGUCAGUGACGACUGCCUUAAUGUUCCCUCCGGAAUUAGCUGCGAUUUGUAG